AUGACCGAAACGGAAACCGUAUCGACAGCGACGAGUAUGGCCACCACACUCAUCGCUCCGAUCCACUGUGUAUCCAGGACCACCAGUACGUCAAGUAUCGCUGAGAUAUUCGCCCAAGAUGGUGCCGUGAUUAUUGAAGGCUUCUUGACUGCACACCAAGUCCAACGCUUCAACGCUGAACUAGACGAGCCACUUGGAAAUCUCACCCCAGCGGGACUACUAGAAGGCGUUCCCUCAGAAGCAAGGGAGUUUCUGGGUAUCGCCACUCGCCGCCUAACGAACCUCAUCACCCUCAGUCAAACAUGGCGAGAGGAAAUCGUGAACGACGACCUCCUCCAUGCCAUUUGCGAGGAGAUCCUAACUAAAAACACUGGGGGAUACUGGCUCAGCGCGGCACAGAUGAUGGAAAUCGGCCCCUCCAACCCCAAACAGCCCUUGCACCGGGACUUUGGCAACUGGUGGCCCAACUACGACAUGCCCCCAUCCUGUCCAGAGACGAUGCUCAACUUCCUUAUCGCUACAACGGACACCACAGAGGAAAAUGGCGCCACCCGUGCCAUCCCCGGGAGUCACAAAUGGUGCUACUCGGCCAAAGACCACAACCUAGGAAAAGAGGAAGAUACCCAGGUCUGCCCCUUAAAAGCCGGCGAUUUGUUGCUCAUCGGCGGCCGAAUCGUGCACGGCGGCGGACGUAACUCCACAAAGGACUUUUAUCGACGCGUCGUUUCUCUCGUGGCCGUAGCGAACUGUUUCACCCAGGAAGAAGCAUUCGCGUUGACGGUUGAUUUGGAAAUGGUCAAGAAGAUGCCACUCAGGGUGCAGAGGUUUUUGGGCUUUCGGAGCCAAUAUCCCAAGGGGUCGCCGGGUAUUUGGACCAGGGAUACAAAGGAUAUUGGAGAGUUUAUUGGAUUGGGACCGAGUAAGGAGUGA
This is a messenger RNA of Cladophialophora psammophila CBS 110553, 930 nucleotides long. RefSeq lists its product as uncharacterized. NCBI's taxonomy places the organism in Eukaryota, Fungi, Ascomycota, Eurotiomycetes, Chaetothyriales, Herpotrichiellaceae. The coding region runs from base 1 to 930 and encodes 309 amino acids. The record is from RefSeq and is a predicted model, not a curated record. The transcript has a single exon.